Molecule: messenger RNA, 4276 nt
Organism: Schistosoma mattheei
Lineage: Eukaryota; Metazoa; Platyhelminthes; Trematoda; Strigeidida; Schistosomatidae
Source: the annotation of a GenBank genome assembly
AUGGAUCAAAUCAUUAAGAUAAUGUGGAUAUCUUUAUUAUUAUUUACUGGUCAAAAUUAUACUGAUGCUGAUAAACUAGUUCAAUCUUCAUUAUCAACAUCAUACAUUAUGAAAAAUGCACAAUAUUCUACUUAUAAUCAUACAGUUACACAAGGUGAACAAAUCACAUUACAUUGUAUACCAGAUCUUAAUACAAAUUUCAUUAUAUGGUACUUUACACCAAUGAUUAUAAUGAGAGAUAAUCAUUUCAAAGGAUUAUCAAUAUCUAAUCGAAAUGAUUCAUCUAUUAAUGAAACUAUUAUGGAAACUAUUGAACUAGCAGUUUGUAAACCUAAUGUAACAUGCAAAGAACAAAUUCAUUUGAUUGAUAUACAAGUACAUUCAAAUGGAAUUUUAACAAUAAUUAAUGUUCAAUCAUAUCAUAGUGGUAAUUAUCAAUGUGCAAUGUUAGCUGGUGUUAAUACAGUAACAAUGAAUAGAUAUUUAAUUGUUCAAAUGACUGAUGAAAAACUAUAUGAAUUAAGUAAAGAAUCAAAUAAAGAACCGUAUUUUAUUGAAGGUGAAUACCUUAAUUUAUUAUGUCAAAGUGAAAAAGGAUUACCUUCACCUCAAAUAUUUUGGUCAUUUCUUCCAAUACAAAAUACAACUAUAACUUCAAUGAAAUUGGAUACAUUACAUGAUAUAAAUUUCAAUAUAAAAGACUCAUUGAAGACAAUUGAAAACACAAGAUCAUCAGUGUAUUUUCCAACAAAUACUCCUUAUGGAAAUACAUCCAGUCAUUUUCGACUGAAGGUAUACCGGUCACAUGAUGGUAUGCGAAUUAUAUGUAAAGCUGUGAAUAGAAUAGGUGCAAGUAUAUCAGAACCAUAUAAAAUCUCUGUAAGAUAUGCUCCAGUAAUUUUACAGUUUUCCAACGAACCUUGGAUUGUUCUAUACGAAGAACCAAGUACUAUUGUUUGUCAUGCUAUAGGAAAUCCUACACCAUCUAUAUACUGGAUAGAUCAACACGGUCAAAUAAUAUCAAAAACAGAACAAUUAAAUUCAGCUGUAUUCAAUAAAAUUCUGAUAAAAGAUGAAUUGAGUAAAUUUACCAAAGAUAAUUGGACAAUAAAUGUUACAUGUACAGCGGAAAAUAUUAUGGGAAGUAUAGAAAAGUCAUUAAAAAUUGAAUUUUAUUUUGCUCCGAUAAUUAAAACAACUGGUGUUGUCUAUACACGUCAUAGUGAAUCAGUUCGUUUAUCAUGUGAUGCUAUCUCUAAUCCACCACCAAUGAAUGUCUUUUGGUAUCGUAAAUCGAACAAGAUCUCAUCCAAUUUGAUCAAGUCAAAAUAUGUUAACCAUAAUGAUCUAUUUAGAACGAUGAAUAGUGUAACUAAAUAUUCAUCUAAUUAUAAUAGAAGUAAAGAUAGAUUACAUUGGUUAAGUCCAAUGCUUCAAAUUAAUUCAGUUACAAUAGAUGAUGCUGGUAUUUAUGUAUGUGCAGCUGAAAAUACAAUUAAAUUAAAGAAUAAUGAACCAUUUGUUUAUCGUAGAGAAAGUGAAACACAAUUAUUAGUUUACUAUUCACCCGGUAAGCCAACAAUUCAGAAAACUUCAAAUCCGCAAACUGAUGAAAACAUAACUGUAAUAUUACAAUGUAAUAUGAAUGCUAGACUCCCUGGACUUCCAAUUCCUUCGAUCGAAUGGUUAUGGAGUUCAAAUUCUUGUAAAACAAAAUCAUCAGAUUUAAUUACUCCAAUACCAUUUAAACCGAAAUUUUCAGAUAAUGAAGAUCAAUUAUUAAUCAAUUUAACGGAUACAUUUGUCGAUGGUUUUUAUUAUUGUCUAGUACAAAAUGAUUAUGGUAAUGCAAUAAGUGAUCCAGUCAGUAUUACAGUGCAAGAAGAACCACAAAUAAUUGAACAACCAAAUAUUGAUAAUGUAUUAAAUCCAUCUUUUAAUUCAAUUUCUACACCUUAUCUUCGUUGUGUUGCUCAUGGUAAACCUGCACCACAAAUUAAUUGGUUCCAUGAUAAUUCCAUUAUUCGUACAACAUCAACUACUAUGAAUUCUACUACACUAAGAACCUUAAAUGAUAUUCAUUGUUCAUGGAGGAAAAUUUCGACUACUGUUAAAUGUAUUGAAUAUGAAACUGGUUCAUAUACAUGGGAGACAACAAGUGAAUUAAUAUGGGGUUAUAAUGAAUCAUUAAAUAAUAUACAAACUAAAUGUCAUUCAUUUCAUAUUAUGAAUGAAGGAAGUUAUACAUGUCAAGCAAUCAAUAAUUUCGGUUAUGAAUACUCAAACCCGGUACAUAUAAUUUUAAAAUAUCCACCCAUUUUAUUACAUCAAUCUAUAAUAAAACAAACAAUUCCUUAUCAACAAUCGCCACAGCAACUACAUAAACAUUUAAUCAAUUCAACACUCAUUUCAAAAAAAUCAUUUUUUCAUAAUCAUACACAGAAAUUAACAUGUUUUUUUAAAGCUAAUCCACCCCCUAAUAAAAUUAUUUGGUAUUAUAUAACAUUUCAAACAUUUGAUAGAUAUUUAAAUAGUUUUCAUAAAAAUCAAUAUUUGAAAUCAUUAUGUCAACAACAACAACAACAAAUACCUCAUGAUCAAUUAACAUUAGUUGCUAUGCAGAAAAAAAAUCAAUUGAAUGAUAAUCAAAAUAAUAAAACUAAAAAUGUUCAUAUUGAAUUAUACACAGGAAAUAAAGUGAAAUCAAUUUUGAAAGAUUAUUAUGUUACUAUGAAUGUUACAUAUAUGGAUUCAUUAUAUUUAACUAAUUUAGUUUGGAAGGAAUUCAAUUCUGCGCUUAAAUUUGGUGUUUAUUUAUCUUAUAUUAUAAAUGAUGAAGGUUGUCAACAAUGUAUCAUCCUAUUACAAAAUUAUAGUACACCUGAAACUCCAAAAAAUAUUGAAGUAAAAGAAAUUACAUGGGAUAAAUUAACACUUAGUUGGAUUCCUGGAUUUGAUGGUGGUUAUGAACAAACUAUUGUAAUACAAUUUUUAAAAGUUUUACAUAAAGAUCAAUUAACUACAGUAAAUAAUCUUCCAAAAUCAGUAUUCAUCAAUCAUGUACCAAGAUUACCAAUAUAUCAACAAUGUCAAAUAUCAGGUUUAACACCAAAUACCAUUUACACAUUUGUAAUUUAUGGAAAAAAUUAUUUGGGACAUGGUAAACGAUCUAAAGAAUAUACAAUUACUACUAAAGAUGACAACUUUUCAAAUCAAUCAAUUCACGGUGGGCAUAAUAAUCAAUCAUCUCUUGGUGUGAAACUUCAAAAGGACCAACAUAUUGCUUAUCGUAUAUGGAUAUGUGUACGAAAUCAGACAGAUAUUUGUCAUGAAGAAAAAUUAUUCUCUGAAAAUUCUCUAUUCAACUCAAAUCUUUCACAUUUCAAAAGUAAUUUAGUUUGGAUGAUAAUUGUAAUUCUUAUAGUGUCUGUUAUUAUUUGUAUAAUCUUCAUUAUUCUUUAUGUAAAACGUCAUCAAUCCACAAAUAUACCAAAUAUUCCAUUAAUUCAUGAUAAAGAUAAAUUUUCAAUACAAUCUAAUCAUGAUCUAUUUGUAAAUAUGAAUAAAUUAAAUGGUUCUUUACCACAAUCCAAUCAGACUAUAUUGAAUCAUACACUAAAUGAAACCAAAAUGAAACUUUCCACAUCAAGUUUAACAAUAUCUGAAUCAACUCCUUCAACUAUUAUCCCUAUAACCUGUGAUAUUACAACUCAUAAUUCUAUACCAUUAUUAUCCAUGAAUUCAAAUCUACAUAAUUCUAUUGUAAAAUCAUCUACCAUUGAAUUAACACCAGCAAUUAUUGAAUAUAGGCCAACAACAAUGAAUUUUAGCCCAAAUUCAAUAAAUCAAUUCAAUAUAUCAUCAACAUGUUCAUUAAUUCCCUUAACAACUAAUCAUUUAUAUAAUAAUGAUAGUUUAUCAUCCAUUCCAAAAUGUAUUGUUGAUUCAUCAUCAAUUAUUAUCAUUCCAGCUAAAACAAUUAAUUUACAAUGUACAAAUGAAAUUUAAAUAGUUUAUCAGUUCCAUCGUUGUUUUUCUGUUUGUUUUUCAACAUCUCCUCACCCCCCCCGACUUCUUCCUUCCCCCUCCUCCCUUUGAAUAGAUUUAAUUAGAGAUUAAUUAAUGAUAAAUGGAAAGUAACAUUGGUUUUUUUUUUGUUUCUCAAAAGGAUCAACAAUUUGUAUAUUAUCAGAAGGGGUUUUGUGGAGAUUUUUAGAAAUUUCACUGGUUCAAAUCAUGAGUCUAUUGAAGGUAGAUCACCAUGGAAAACCUGGAA